GUUUCUUGCAUUUACUGGUUGAAAUAAAGUUGGCUUUGGCCAUUACACAUUUCACUAAACUCUGUUUUUAUGAGGGUAGAAUACUUUUAUUCAUGAAAACAUAGUAUUAACGUAACAUGUUUUUCUCUUUCUCAUAUGAUAAGCUAUAAAGGUGAACCAACAAUAAGAAAAAUAGCAUGUGUACAUAUAAAUAAACAUUCUUAAUGAGUAUUGCACAGACAAAAACACAUUUCUACUAAAAUGGUAAAUGAGUUAUUCCACAGGUGGUCUAAAUCCCACGUACAGUGUUUUAUCCAUGAAACUCUGCCCUAAUCUACACACCACGCAUGAAGAAAUGACAACUCAGAUUCUUCACUCCAGUAAUCCUCAGCACCAGCUCACUAGCCUCUAUAAACUAGAUACCUGUAACAACUUCAGAUACAGAGACAUAUUACUGUCAGGUUUAUCAAGAAUGAUCAAAAGAAACAUUUCUAUUAGUUAUAUAGUAGUACUUGGCUCCUAAAAUCGACACAAAUUGACUCAUCAUAUUGGAUAUAUCAAUCAUUACUAAAAGCAGUAAAAACACAUUUGGUCAACAUAGAAUUUUAACUAAUGCUGUGUUUGUUCCCAGGUAUGUCAUGCAGUGAUUAUUCUGAAUAUUAAAGCAAUUUUUAAUUUUAGAGCAGCAGCGCAAGCAAGACAAAAAGCGUGAAAUGUAUUUCAGCUGUGCUCCCAAAUGUUUUUAUUUGUAUAAUGUAGGCUAAAGCAGUGUUUUCUAUUAACAAGAGUUUUCCAGGUAAGUCCCGUUAUAAAUAUUUAGGCUGCAUAGCAUAGGCCAUUUAGCAUAAGUGUUAGCAUUAGCAACCGCUAGUCGCUUUGAAAAUUAUGUAAAUCUAAUGAUGUGACAUUACCAUUGAGACACAUCCACCCAGUCGAAGUGUAAUGGCUUUAACAUCCUCCUCUCUUCCAGCUUCAGGGUCAGGUUUAGGAUCAAACAAAUGUGCUUGGACUCUACUAUGGAAAGAACUGAACGCUAUUAAUGCUCUCCAGAGUGCUCUCCAGUCCGUGGUGUUGUCUUCUUCUUUGGAGAAUAACGGUAGCUUACAUGCUUAAUGUUGCACUAUCGCCACCAAUCGUAUCCUAACCCCGUGAGGGCUAAAAAAAGGCAUUUGCACAGAGGUGUGGUGAGCAGCAUCACUUGUGACACGCCCCUAAAAACAACUCGUUCGAGGGUGAAUGAAAACCACACAUUAACAGAGGCUGUGUGGAUGAUCUACAGGGUUUUAUAGAAUGAAAACUUACUCUUUAUGGAGAUAUUGAAGUCCAAUAUUCUUUAGUGUCAAGCCAUUGGAAAUGACUCGGUGAGAUUCCAGAGAAAAUUAGGUCUCAUUUUCCAUUAGUCCUAUGAUACUUACAGUAGGGUAACAACACAAGCUCUGAACUCGGGCAUGCACAUGUACACAAUCCUCAAAGCUUUAGUGUCAUAGUAACAUCACCACACACUACUGUACGUGUUGGGGUCUUGUACAUCUUUUGUUGGUAUCGAGAUGUGGUUGAGCAGGUUGCUUAAAAUGUUCUGCUCUUCUGAUAAUGCAUUGCAUGCAUUGUAACACUGUGUGUCUGUCAUUAUGUGUUAGAGCUGUGAUGUCAUGGCAGCUGCCAGUUUAAGCAGACCUGGCGGUGCCCACAACACUGACAAGUCUCAGUUGAUCUUAAAAGUGGUUUCGGCCAAGCCCCAGUCGCCCAAGCUGCAAAACCGUCACUUUCGGCUCAGCUCCUUCGUUGAGGUGACUGCAGACGGCCUCACCAGUGAAACCAAAAAGACAGGCAAACGCAGUGGACAUCUCGAGCUGCAGUGGAAUGAAGACCUAACCCUUAAUGUGACGCCUCAGAGUCGACUGGAUCUGAAGCUGUGGAGCUGCCACACUCUGAGGAAGGAGCUCCUGGGCAGCGCCACCAUAGACCUGUUGGACACACUGCGCACAUGUGAUGGGAAAAUGGAGAAUGUACAGCUGAGUUUGGCGUUGCAGACGGAGAACAAAGGCACUGUUGUAGCAGGAGGCGAGCUCAACGUCUGUCUGGACGGCAUGGUUGUUGAUCUGGGCUCGCUGCCCAACAGCAACACGGCAGUAGAGAAAAUCCUUCAGUCUGACAGACCCAACCUAAGGCGAACGCAGAGUGAGGAAGCUCCUAGUACAGCAGGAUCUCACAGCAGGAAUAAUCGGCACUCGACAGGAGGUUCACAGGGCAGCUCGCCAGCAUGCUCUAGAGGUUUCCUGACUAACAGGGAUCUGACUGAAGAGAUGGGCUCAUCUGAACACUCUCUGUCCUUCAAGAGUCAUGGAAGCCCAGUAAGCCAUGCAGAGUUCCCAUCUAACGAGCUGGAGAGCAGUCACGGGAGUGUGACUCGUCACAUGCCGCCUCCAUCCUCACAGUCUGGCCGUUCCCCAGCCUCCAGCAUCAGCGGCAGCAGCACCUCUCCUGGUCAGGAUGCUCUGGAUCCGGCCACACCAGUGGAGCCCAACCCCAGCGCCACCUCUGGGACAGAACAGACCACUAGUGACACUACAGCAGAGACCAGCACAGAGUCGCUCCCAGCAGGCUGGGAACAACGGGUGUUACCUCAAGGGCGUGUGUAUUACGUUGACCACAAUACCAAAACCACAACCUGGGAGAGACCACUGCCACCAGGCUGGGAAAAACGAGUGGACCAGCGGGGCCGAUUCUACUACGUGGACCAUAACACCAGGACCACAACAUGGCAAAGACCUACUGCAGAGUCAGUGCGGAACUACCAGCAGUGGCAGACCCAGCGUAGCCAGCUACAGGGGGCCAUGCACCAGUUCAGCCAGCGUUUCCUUUACAAGCCAUCGGGUUCUCUGGUUGAAAAUGACCCGCUGGGCCCUCUGCCUUCUGGAUGGGAGAAGCGUCAGGACAAUGGCAGAGUGUACUACGUCAACCACAACACACGGACUACGCAGUGGGAUGAUCCACGGACCCAAGGGAUGAUCAAGGAACAUCCUUUGCCCCCAGGCUGGGAGAUGAAAUACACUGCUGAGGGAGUCCGCUACUUCGUAGACCACAACUCGCGCACCACCACUUUUAAAGACCCGCGACCUGGGUUUGAGUCAGGAUCACGGCAGGGUGGCUCACCUGGCGCCUACGACCGCAGCUUCAGGUGGAAAUACCACCAGUUCCGUUUCCUGUGCCAUUCCAAUGCUCUGCCCAGCCACGUCAAGAUCUCCGUGUCCAGACAAACGCUGUUUGAGGACUCAUUUCAGCAGAUCAUGAAUGUGAAGCCGUACGACCUUCGGCGCAGACUCUACAUCAUUAUGAGAGGAGAGGAGGGGCUGGACUACGGCGGCAUCGCCAGGGAGUGGUUCUUCCUGCUGUCCCACGAGGUUCUUAACCCCAUGUACUGCCUCUUUGAAUACGCGGGGAAGAACAACUACUGUCUGCAAAUCAACCCAGCUUCUUCUAUCAACCCUGACCACCUCUUAUACUUUCGCUUCAUUGGCCGCUUCAUUGCUAUGGCUUUAUACCACGGAAAGUUCAUUGACACUGGCUUUACACUGCCGUUCUACAAGCAAAUGCUGGACAAGAAACCGACUCUCAAAGACCUAGAAUCAAUAGAUCCUGAGUUCUAUAACUCCAUCAUGUGGGUCAAAGAAAACAACCUGGAGGAGUGUGGUGUGGAGCUGUACUUUGCACAGGACAUGGAAAUCCUCGGGAGGGUUUCCACUCACCAGCUGAAGGAUGACGGAGAGAACGAGCUGGUUACCGAGGACAACAAGGAGGAGUAUAUCAGCCUGCUGACAGACUGGAGGAUUACCCGAGGUGUGGGGGAGCAGACCAAAGCCUUCCUGGAUGGCUUCAAUGAGGUGGUUCCUCUGGAGUGGCUUCGCUACUUUGAUGAAAAGGAGCUGGAGCUGAUGCUGUGUGGGAUGCAGGAGAUCGACUUGGCCGACUGGCAGAAAAACACCAUCUACAGACAUUACACCAAAAACAGCAAGCAAAUUCACUGGUUUUGGCAGGUGGUGAAAGAGAUGGACAAUGAGAAGAGAAUCCGCCUUCUUCAAUUUGUGACAGGAACCUGUCGCCUUCCGGUUGGAGGGUUCUCUGAACUCAUAGGAAGCAAUGGUCCGCAGAAGUUCUGCAUAGACAAGGUGGGGAAGGAGACUUGGCUUCCAAGAAGCCACACAUGCUUCAAUCGUCUUGAUUUGCCGCCCUACAGAAGCCUGGAGCAGCUCAGAGAGAAGCUCUUGUUUGCCAUUGAGGAGACAGAAGGGUUUGGACAGGAGUGAUGCUGGAAACUUAAGAUGACUAAAGAUUUGUUUUCUUUUUUAUCAUUAUUCUUUAGCAUUUGUUUAAUUACAGGCCUCCGAAAUCACCUAUCCACUAAAGUCCCUCGCCUUCAGGAGGGUUGUGUUGUUUAUUCUGUCAUGAGAUUAAGUCUGGAGGAUAAGGAGGAGUGUGCAUGUGUGGCUGCUCCCUUAAUGAAACAAUGCAUAUAUAAAUGGUGUGUAUGUAUAUGUGGGCUUGACAGGAAGGCAAAUACACCUCAUCUACCCACUUGCUUAGAAAUACGCCAAAACCAGACAGCAGGAUAGUUCUAAUAGCAGCAGUGACUCACCACAACAGCACAGCUACGCAUGAAUGAAGCAGAACAUAUCGAGCAAAAUGAAAGACGUUUCUAAAGGUUUUGAAGUGACGGGAGAUAGAGUAUGUGAGAGAUAGACGUCUAGCAUGCGUGUCUGAACUGAGACAAAGCUGUUAUCCUAAACUAGAGCAGAGAGAGAUGAGAUGUGAUUUACUUUUUUAUUUUUCUGUCAAUUGUGAGUAUUCCCUCUGUACAUAACUAAAAUAAACGAGAUUUUCAAACUUGA
This is a messenger RNA of Betta splendens (Siamese fighting fish), 4865 nucleotides long. RefSeq names its product WW domain containing E3 ubiquitin protein ligase 2 (gene wwp2). Gene Ontology annotation, molecular function: protein binding; ubiquitin protein ligase activity. The record is from RefSeq and is a predicted model, not a curated record. Bases 1629 to 4283 code for a protein of 884 amino acids. Gene Ontology annotation, biological process: ubiquitin-dependent protein catabolic process; negative regulation of transcription by RNA polymerase II; regulation of monoatomic ion transmembrane transport. The transcript is spliced from 23 exons. NCBI's taxonomy places the organism in Eukaryota, Metazoa, Chordata, Actinopteri, Anabantiformes, Osphronemidae.